GGGGAGAGGGGGGUGGGAUGGAGGGGAGGAGGGGGGCUGCUUGUAUAGGAAAACGCCGGGACGUGGCGUGUCACGCUACAAGCUUUCAUAUCAUGACGGUGACGAGCCGGUCCUCACAUGAUUAGAUGCUCCUCCGCAAAAAAGAGAAAAAAAGAAAACACCAUAGAGGAAGGAGGGAUCCAUUCCCAGGGAGGCAGCGGAGAAGCACCGAGGACUCCGCCUUUACCGCCCCAACGACCAAGCACCAGCCCGGGGUGGAGAAGAGAAACGCCGGAGGUCUGACUGAGAGAUCCGAAACGCGGACGUGAGGGGAGGACAAUAAAAAAAAAAAAGAAAAGAAAAAACGGAGAUGGGCUCGCUUUGAAGGAGUAGAGGCGGGGAGGUGGGGGAAACACCCAGAGGGAGCACAACACAAAAGCACAACUGGAGGUGCCUGCAACCAUGAGUGGUUGCUUGCCUAAGCCGCGGCUGCCGCUGCUGCUCCGCCCGCGGAACAUGUCGUGAGGUGCGCCUCGGGGAACCUGUCAGCCGAAACGACACGCCGAGGAGAACCAGGAGGAGGUGGUGGUGGUGGUGUUGGUGGAGGUGGGGCGGCGGUGGUCGAAAAGAUGUCCGCCUCGGUGGGGCCCCAGGGCGGCUCUUGCCCACCCACCGUGCCGCCGUCCAUGCCGGAUCUGCCGGACCUCAGCCACCUCACCGAGGAGGAGCGGAAGAUCAUCAUGGCAGUGAUGGCUCGACAGAAGGAGGAGGAGGAGAAAGAACAAGCCAUGCUAAAGACACUGCACCAGCAGUUUGAGAGCUACAAACAGGAAGUGCGCCGCAUCGGGGUCGAGACGAGACGCCAGCCGACGCAGCAGAAGGACGACGCUCCCACCUGCGGCAUCUGCCGCAAGACCAAGUUCGCUGACGGCUGUGGCCACCUCUGCUCGUACUGCCAGACCAAAUUCUGCGCUCGCUGUGGGGGGCGGGUCUCUUUGCGCUCCAACAAUGAGGACAAAGUGUGUCUCAUAGUGAAGGACAGGGUAAUGUGGGUUUGCAACCUGUGCCGUAAGCAACAGGAGAUUCUCACCAAAUCAGGAGAAUGGUUUUCGGGGUCAGGAGUGCGGCCCGGGAGUCGGGGCACCUCCUUGGACGACCCGGGCAAAGGAGGUGAGGGUCAGCGCGACAGGAAGCUCCUCCGCUCCAGAUCCCAAGCUCCGCCCCCGAGUACAAACGCAGGGCUGCUGGACGGGACGCAACCGCCAGCCGGAGUCCUCACAGCCAAGGCUGGUGACACCAUGCCUGGCUCUCGCUCCCAAAGUGAACCACCGAAAGAAAAAAAAAGGCCAGUAUCCCUCCAUGAACAGAAUGGGAGGGGAGGGACGGGACGGGGCGGCGGUCGCAGACCACCCGGCAAACUUCAGUCUCAGUCAUCUCUGGAUGAGCGUGUGAGCACGGGAGACAGAGGAGAGCGGCGGUUCGGAGAAGGACGGCGGCUGGAGAAGAUCCAUUCUCAAGACUAUGAGGACGGAGGGGAGAACUUGAGGCAUUCUGGGAUGCACCGCCGACAUCCAGAGGAUGAGGAACAGAGGGAGAGACAGCGCCGUGAAGAGGAGUUCCAAAACCGUUAUCGGAGUGAUCCCAACCUGGCGAGAUAUCCGGUAAAACCGCAAAAAGAGGAGCAGGAGAUGCGAAUGCACGCUAAGGUGUCCAAGGUACGACACGAACGUCGGCACAGUGAUCUCGCUAUCAACGAGGUUGGGUUGGGGCCAGGUGAAGGGGGAGGUGGGGGAGGUCACGGACCUCCAAACCGUUUAGCCAGGAGGAGUGGAGGUGGCGAAGGAGACCGUAAGGGCCUUCUUGAGAACCACCGAGCCUUCCCUGGCGACAGGACCGUGGGGACAGGAGGCACACCGCCACCUGCAGGAGGUGGAGGAAAAUCAGGGCCCCAGUCUGGAGGGCCGGUGCCCAAUGAUCAGGGCUCACACAACUCCCGCCCGGACACUGGCACAACACGGGACAAAGGUGGGGAUCACCUGCUGAGGAAAGACUCUCAGAGCUCGGACCAGUCCGAUUCUUUGCGGCCGCCCCCUCCACAGUCAUACAAAGGGAAGCGCGGAAUCAACAAGAGGCAGAUGUCCAUCAGCAGCUCAGAGGAGGAGGGCGGUUCCACGCCUGAGUACACCAGUUGUGAGGACGUGGACAUGGAAAGCGUCAGCGAGAAAGGUGAUUUGGAUUGUCACCCUUUAGAUCCUACAGUGUGGCACCAUCCAGUUACGUGGCAGCCGUCCAAAGAGGGCGACCACCUGAUUGGGCGCAUCACGUUAAGCAAGAGGUCGGCCAUGCCCCGCGAGGCUGGCUCCCUGCUGGGCCUAAAAGUUGUUGGAGGAAAGAUUACAGAGUCUGGGAGACUUGGGGCCUUCAUCACCAAAGUCAAAAAGGGCAGCCUGGCAGAUGUUGUGGGACAUCUACGUGCAGGGGACGAGGUCUUGCAGUGGAAUGGGAAAUCCUUGCCAGGAGCAACAAAGAAAGAGGUGUACAACAUCAUUCUUGAAUCCAAAGCCGAACCUCAAGUGGAGAUCGUAGUUUCCAGGCCAAUAGGCUCCAUCACUCGAAUUGUGUCCAAAAACCUUUUGAGAAAAGUCUAUAGAGCCUAUCAAGACAUCCCGAGAAUCCCAGGAUCCCCUCACCCUCCUCUAGAAUCCACCGGCUCGAGUUCCUUUGAGUCACAGAAGAUGGAUCGUCCCUCCAUAUCAGUGAUGUCCCCGACCAGCCCUGGCACGCUUCGAGACCUUCCCCUGGUUUUGCCUGGGCAGCUCUCUGUGAAGCUAUGGUACGAUAAAGUGGGUCACCAGUUGAUUGUCAACGUCCUUCAAGCCAUAGACCUGCCACCUCGACCAGACGGCCGACCUCGAAACCCUUAUGUCAAGAUGUAUUUCCUGCCUGAUAGGAGUGACAAGAGUAAACGACGGACAAAAACAGUGAAGAAGAGCUCUGAGCCAAAGUGGAACCAGACUUUCAUAUAUUCCCAUGUUCACCGGCGGGACUUCAGAGAGCGCAUGCUGGAGAUCACCGUCUGGGAUCAACCCCGAGUGCAGGAGGAAGAGAGCGAAUUUCUGGGCGAGAUCCUGAUAGAGCUUGAGACGGCCUUGCUGGACGAUACCUCUCACUGGUAUAAACUUCAGACUCAUGACGUGUCCUCUAUACCACUGCCUCAGCCCUCUCCAUACCUUCCACGCCGACACGUCCACGGAGACAGUCCCAGCAAGAAGCUGCAGAGGUCCCAUCGCAUCAUUGAUACAGAGUUUGAUGAUGGUUUGAUAGGUGGGACUAAAGGUGGAGAGCGUAACUCCCGUGAGAGAGGUCGAGGCAGUACGUUGGCCGUGCCAGAGCAGCAGCGCCCCAUCCAGCACCGCUCCCGCUCAGUGUCUCCUCACAGGGAGGACACCUGCAAGGCUCGGUCUAGGCCUCCACACGUUCCCAUGCAAAGGAGUUUGGAUGAGAUCCACCAUAACCGCCACCACUCUCGUUCCCCGUCGCACUACCACGAGUCCUCCCUGGAGCACCAGCGCUCCGGCGACUCAGACUUUGAGUAUUCAGAGGACAGUGAGGUCCUGGAGGUGCACAGAUCAAUUCGAGGCGGGAGUGCCGAGUGCCUACACACCAACAGGAGCAUAGGUAGAUACAGCAACACGCUCCCCCCCAAAAUGCCCCUUUUAGUAAAUGGUAUCCAUAAAGACAUUUACAGCUCCACCCUCCCUGCAUGCCUAAAGAGUAAGCCAUAUACCAGACAGGAGGCGGGCGGCACCUUGCCCCGUAGCAUCCUCACACACCGUGUGCUCAGGUUCACAGACGAGGUCACGGUUAGUGACCUGCAGCCGUCCCUGGACAGAGUGAGGAGUGCCAGCACCACUUGUCUGAGACCAGACACCAACUUUCACUCCUGUGACAGAGACAGGUGCUCCAAUUCCUUGCCCCACAGGACUCCCCCAGGCCCCAGGAUCUUAGUAGAACAUGUGGCCCCAGAGGAAGACAGGGAGAGUAUUAAUUCAUCCAGUCUAAACUGUCCGUGGGACAGCAGAAAAAGUCUAGAAGGUGACAGUCGAAUUCAGCCCACCUCUAUCCUGAGGGGCAGUAGAGGGAGAGGGGGCCCCCUGAGGCCCUUUGUACAGACUGUGCUGUCAGGUUCCUGUCCUAACUCGCCGCGACUGGACAGAGCACACCCACACGGCAGCCCUUCUCCAACGAUGAUAUCCAGUCGAAGGGGUCGGCAACUUCCACAGCUUCCUGCGAAGACCAGCAGCAUAGAGCAUGCUCUAGCGGUGGAUGAGCGAGCCCGACAGCUGCCAGUGAAAGUACAUUCCUACCGGCCUUCAGCCUCCCAAGACUCUCAACCAGACCUCCAGACCAAGCGGGAGAUGUACGCAGAGCAAAGGCGCAGCAGCGACAACAUGUCGGCCAGAUCAUCUGACAGCGACAUGAGCGAUGUGUCGGCUCUCUCCCGUGCCAGCAGUGCCUCUCGCCUCAGUAGCACCAGUUAUAUGUCUAUACAAUCAGAGCGGCCCGGAGGACGGCUAAGAUCCAAGUCUUUAGAGGAGGACAAAAAGGACAGGAGGAUCUCGUGGGAGGUGAACGGUGAGGGGGAGAAAAAGAGGGAUGCAGGAAAGAGACGCUUCUCUCAGGAGUUGAAGCGCAGGAGACACACUGUAGCAGGAGACACGACGGAGUCCAGUCGGCAGAUGCGCUCUUCGAUGGGCCGCAACAUGAUGAAGAGCUCCAGCGUGAGCGGCGAGAUCUACACGCAGGAGCGCACUGAUGGCAGCCAAUCAGACACAGCGCUGGGCACUGUGAGCGGUGGCGGCAAGAAGAGACGCUCCAGCAUCAGCGCUCGCGUCGUAGCCAUCGUCGGCAAACAUCGCAGCCGCAGCACCUCACAGAUAAGCGGCCCCGAAGGUAAAACUAAAAGGGAAAAAGGCGCCCCGAUCCAGAGGAGCACAGAGACGGGCAUGGCCGUGGAGCUCUCCAGGAACAUGAGUCGGCAGCCCAGCAGGGAGUCUAACAACGGCAGCAUGAACAGCUGCAACUCUGAGGGAAAUUUGAUCUUCUCUGGGGUGAAUCUGGGUGCCAGCAGCCAGUUCAGUGAUUUCCUGGAUGGACUUGGACCUGCGCAGCUGGUGGGAAGGCAAACACUGGCUACUCCUGCCAUAGGCGACAUUCAGAUUGGAAUGAUAGAGAAAAAAGGGCAGCUGGAGGUGGAGGUCAUCAGAGCCCGAGGACUCGUGCAAAAGCCGGGAUCCAAAUCUCUACCCGCUCCAUAUGUCAAAGUCUACCUACUGAAUAAUGGAGCAUAUGUAGCCAAAAAGAAAACCAAGAUUGCACGGAAAACACUUGACCCGCUGUACCAGCAAGCGCUGCUGUUUGAGGAGAGCCCGCAGGGGAAAGUCUUACAGGUCAUCGUCUGGGGAGACUAUGGCCGAAUGGACCAUAAAAGCUUCAUGGGAGUUGCACAGAUCCUGCUGGAUGAGCUAGACUUAUCAAACACAGUCAUUGGUUGGUACAAGCUGUUUCCCCCAUCCUCCUUGGUCGAUCCCACGCUGGCAUCCCUUACACGGAGAGCUUCCCAAUCAUCUCUUGACAGCUCCCCGGGACCGCCUGGGGUUCGAUCCUAGUGGACCAACAGCUCUACGCCGUCCCCCCCCUCGAGGGAAAGGAAACAAUAACUUGAAAAUGAAAUGAACGAGAGGCACAUACAAUAAAAGGCAGCGACGCAGAACAACAACAACAACAAUCAGAAAUGGUUACAACAAGAAAGCUUUGUUGAAAUCUGACAAUCACUCCUCCGGCAGUUCUUUUUGUCUGUUGUAGGGAGCGUCAUAUUUCGGUGUUUCGUUUCCAUUCAAAGUAAAGUCUCAUAGUUUAUCUCUUGUUCUCCAGUCGGAAUAUGACAGCUAUGAGUGUCAGUAAAUCAAAAAGAAACAGGGUGGUUUUUAACUGAAUCAACCUAGCAAAGAAAUGUAUGUACGCAUUGGAAUGUAUGGCCUCAAGAAAGAGGUAAAAUCCCUUCGUUGACUGCAGGGGGCGCACUCCUUUCUGCAGUGGCCUCCUCCAGAAGCCCAUCGGACUGCCGGUAUUCCUGCCCCUAGUCAGGGUGCCGCCCUGCCCUCCCCCGCAUGGGUGUUCAGUCUGGAAGCACAGGGCCUUCUUCUGGUGCCUAGAUCACUGGUCCCUCUCUUUGUCAAAAUAGUCUCUUUUCAACAUGUUUACCAUGGCUACUCUGAGGCCGUAGUCUUUUAAGAGUGAAUUCUGUGGUGUUCCUUUUUUUUUUUCCUUUUGUUACUACAGGCACAACAUGUUUUUUACAGUGUGCUAAAUGCUCAUGCCGUGUGGUCAGUCUGACAAGAGAUUAAGAAAGGUCAGAAGUUUUAGUCUGCAACUCCUCUGGAGGGAGAUUGGUCAUAAUAACGGAUGUUCUCACCAUUUUGGCGCUGCUCUUUCACUAAGUUCACCUGAAAAUGUCCUGCAAGGAACAGCGGAGAUCUUGCUGCGCACAGUGAGCCUCGUUUAUCAAAUACUGGGGUAGAUUGGAGCACGGAAAUGAUUGAAGGAGAAGUUCGGUGUGUGAUUUUUGCAAAACUCCAGAAUACUUGACAAUCCCAUCAGACGCUGAUAGUUCUGGUAGCUGGGGACCAUCAUCAUUCACAUACCACACUCUUAUUUAUUUAAAAUUCCAGUAGUCUAACCCACAGGAUGCGAUCAAGAUUAAAGAAAAAUGCUCAAAUUGUCUCAGAUUUUAAAGUUACAGCCUCACAACAGAGGAUUAUUGUCAAGCUAAAAGAUACAAAACAAUCAUAACUACUGUUCCCUACAGAAAUUAGUCUCUGCAAAUGUUGUUUUAUCUAUUGUUGUUUUGCAAUCGUGCUUUUCAAGCCUAAUUUUGAACAGUCACCUAUUAGAUGUGCUGAAUGUGGUCAAAUCUGUCUAACAGGCCUUUGGCCCUUAUCAGUUCAUCACACUGCAUUAAACAUAACAAUCCAGUGCAAUGUUGUAUGGCACUGCACAGGUUAAAAUAUUUACUUUUUUAUUCAUUUAACUCUUUAUUAGUGCCCCCCCCCCCC
This is a messenger RNA of Fundulus heteroclitus (mummichog), 7094 nucleotides long. It is a transcript of the gene rims1b, whose product is annotated as regulating synaptic membrane exocytosis 1b. Gene Ontology annotation, cellular component: presynaptic membrane; cytoskeleton of presynaptic active zone. NCBI's taxonomy places the organism in Eukaryota, Metazoa, Chordata, Actinopteri, Cyprinodontiformes, Fundulidae. Gene Ontology annotation, molecular function: small GTPase binding; transmembrane transporter binding. The transcript is spliced from 36 exons. The record is from RefSeq and is a predicted model, not a curated record. Gene Ontology annotation, biological process: regulation of synaptic plasticity; calcium ion-regulated exocytosis of neurotransmitter; positive regulation of synaptic transmission. The coding region runs from base 609 to 5648 and encodes 1679 amino acids.